AUGGUCGAUGAAAUCGAAUCGGACGUUAUCUAUGGUCCGUUGGAUGAAAGCGAAGAUGCAGUCGCCGCUGCUAAUGAACUCGCAGAGAAGAACGAUGAUCCAGCGAUGGAGAUGCAAGAGAAUGUCAAUGUCAAUCUAAUCGACGAAUGUUACAACUGUUUUAAUGACGGUGUGACGAAGAUAGAUUUCAUUCUUGUUUAUGAAGAUAGACGUGCGACAACUGUAGACGAAUUGAUGCUGUCUUUACCACCCACCGUGGCUAGUGAAGAAAGUGAUCGAAUAGCAUUGGCGAUACAGAAGCAAAAGGAUAGACAUAAGUUGUUCAAGAAAAGAUUUCUGGGUAAUCUGUCGAAAAUGGGUCUGCUCAUGGAAACUGAUGUGCGUGAAAGUGAUCGAAGUCUGGUGUAUUUUAUUAAAAUCCAUAUUCCAUGGUCAUUGAUGUUAAAAUAUGCGGAAGAUUUGAAUUUUCGUGUACCGAUUCGAGCUGUCAAUAAUUAUAGUACAAAGAUAACAUUCGUCGAUCGUUUACUCCGUUUCCUGCAUCUCUCGCACAAUCCGUUCCUUUCCGAAGCACCGAAACGUUACUACGAUCUGUUCACAUCCGUUUUCGAGUACGCGAAAAAGGAUAGUUUCAUGUGCGACAAUCACUUUCCUGUUCAUUUCACCAAUACUCAACGAAGUUUUGCUGUGAAUGAAAUCUUGCAAACAACGCCGUUUGGUCGAAUUGAGAAAGGCGAAAUCGGAAUCGAUCGUUUAGUACGUGAACGUGUCUUUCAAGCAGCAUAUCCAUUGCACGAAGGUGAUUAUAAAUUUGAUAAAACUGAAAAACAAAUGCCAUUCCAUGAAAAUAAUCCACGACGCGUUUUAUACGAUACAUGGGCACAGUACCGAGUGUUCUACAAAUAUCAACCAUUGGACUUAAUUCGAGAGUAUUUUGGAGAGAAAGUUAGCCUUUACUUCGCUUGGCUUGGACUGUAUACUACUUGGCUUAUAUCAGCAUCGUUAGUUGGUGUGCUAGUGUUUAUGUUUGGAUUUAUUUAUCUAUCGAAUAAUUUGCCUGUGCAAGAUAUUUGUACGAUUGGAAAAGGCAUUCGUAUGUGUCCACUUUGUGAUCAGUGUCCGUAUUGGAAUCUAUCAGAUACUUGUUCAAGUGCGCGACUCGGCGUGUUCUUCGAUCAUCCUGGAACUGUUUUCUAUGCCAUAUUCAUGUCUUUUUGGGCAGUCACAUUUCUCAAACAUUGGAAGCAGAAAAACGCUCAAAUCACCCAUCGAUGGGAUCUAAUGGAGUUUGAUGAAGAAGAAAAUCGGCCGCGUCCUGAAUUUGCAAUACGCACAUCGCGAGUGGAAAAAAAUCCUGUUACCGGACUACUUGAACCUUAUUUUCCGCCCCGUGUUCGUAUCUAUCGUAUUAUUGCUGGGAUCGUCACCCUGAGUGUCAUGAUUUGCAUCGUAAUUAUAUUCAUCAUCGCAAUAAUUGUCUAUCGAAUCAUCAUCAGUAUCCCAUUGCUUCGAAAUCGUGAUUUGCAAGUCUAUGCACUCAGUGUCGCUUCGUUGAGUGGAGCUGUGAUCAACUUAAUAGUAAUCAUGAUCUUAGGUUAUUUGUAUCAAAUAAUCGCGUAUAAAUUAACACAAUGGGAAAUGCAUCGAACACAAACAGAUUUCGAUAAUCAUUAUACAAUCAAAGUGUUUAUUUUUCAAUUUACUAAUAUUUAUUCGUCUAUUUUUUACAUUGCUUUUAUCAAAGGAAAAGCUGUGGGUUAUCCUGGCAAAUACAUAAAGAUUUUCGAUUUACGGCAAGAAGAAUGCGGUCAAGGUGGAUGUCUAGUGGAAUUAGCUGUUCAGCUCGGAAUUAUCAUGAUCGGUAAACAAACCGCUACCAAUCUGCAGGAAAUCAUGUGGCCAAAGAUUCUUGCGCUGUAUCAACGUUGGCAAUUGUCGAUACCAAAAACUCGCUGUACUACUCGAUGGGAAGAUGAUUUUAAACGUAGUGAAUUUGGCGGUUUAUUUGAAGAAUAUCUUGAAAUUGUUUUGCAAUUCGGAUUUAUUACAAUCUUCGUUGCUGCUUUUCCAAUCGCUCCAUUAUUCGCACUACUAAAUAAUUGGGUGGAGAUUCGUUUAGAUGCAAAGAAACUCGUUUGCGAAACAAGGCGUCCGAUUGCUUUUCGCGCAUCGACAAUUGGCAUAUGGUUUUCGAUUCUUGAAGUUCUUGCUUAUUUAGCCAUUAUCGCCAAUGCAUUUCUCAUUGCAUUCACAUCGGAGUUCUUACCUAAGAUUCUCUAUCGAUAUACAGUUGAUUGGGAGUUAAAAAACUAUACAAGAUUUACCUUGUCGGAAGCACCGCCGAACACUACGGAUAAAAGUUGCAUGUAUCGAGACUUUCGCGAUCCAACGGGUACUCUAACACCUUUCUUUUGGAAAUUACUUGCUCUACGAUUAUUUUUCGUGAUUUUGUUUGAGCAUGUGGUUUUUGUUCUAUGUCGAUUGACUGAUGCCGUGAUCAAUGAUAUUCCCGACGCACUGGCAAUAAAAAUUCGACGGGAGAAAUAUUUAGCUAAACGCGCUUUGCAAAACUCGACCAAUUAUAAUCGAAUCUUCGAGGAGCCUGAAACUGACCAUAUAUCUCGAUCAAAACUGACUCGAUUUUUUCGCACAACUAAAUCAAAAACACCUUCUGUUUCGAGCUAG
Molecule: messenger RNA, 2685 nt
Organism: Adineta ricciae
Lineage: Eukaryota; Metazoa; Rotifera; Eurotatoria; Adinetida; Adinetidae
Source: the annotation of a GenBank genome assembly